Molecule: messenger RNA, 408 nt
Organism: Penicillium robsamsonii
Lineage: Eukaryota; Fungi; Ascomycota; Eurotiomycetes; Eurotiales; Aspergillaceae
Exons: 3
Coding region: 1-408 (135 amino acids)
Source: RefSeq, a predicted model, not a curated record
AUGGUCAAGUUUCAACAAAGUAAGACGAAGCCCAGCUUUAUUCUCACUGUCCUUGGCCUGAGCCUUACCGCUAUUGCGGCUCCUACUCCGCUGAACUUCCAUAAAGAGCUUGAAGUCCGUGACGUUGGUCUCGAUGACGCUGCACCUACUCCUCCAACUCCUCCUACCCCACCUACACCUGAGAAUGUUCCCGUUGCUUAUGUUCCUCCCGGAAAGGGCUCGGGCUAUUACCCUGCAGUCCAAGCUAACCCACCGACUCCGCCAACUCCUCCCACCCCUCCCACUCCUCCUAGCCCUUCUGGUGUGUAUGGACCGAUUAUCGGUAAUGGAAACUACCCAAAUCUCCCUGCUGCUCCCCCGACUCCUCUCACUCCGCCUACUGCCCCUACCUAUUCUGCAGGAUACUGA